GUCGGUCAGCAGAGGGCGAGGCAGGGGCCGGCGCGGGAGGAUCUCGGCAACGUGCGCGAGGCGGGGCAGGCGCCGGCAGGGAAAGCUUAAUUGGGAUCAAAUCACAGCGCGGCCACACGCGUUGCCUCCGGACGGAGGCAUAAGUACUUGAGCCCCGCCGCCCUCCUCCGUCCCCGCCUGGCGACUCGCCGUCUCCCCCCGAACUCCCCCCGCCCCCCUCUGAGGAUGAACUACGCCGCCGCGCUCGCGUCCCGCCUCGGUUCCCGCCCCCCGUCCCUCCACACCGCAGACAAGGACGACCGGGCUAGCAUCGCGUCCUCUCAGGGUGCGCGAUCCGUCGCUGUCACGCGUCGUUCGCGUCGUAUUGACGUCUCUUCGCUUCCAGGGACGAGCCCCUCCUCCGCGUCCGAGAGCUCUUCACUGAGUAGUCUCGAGACCCCCGCAACCUCCUUCUCCGACCCGUCUGCUGGUCCGUCCGUCACACGCCGGAACGAGCACCUCGCGGUCCUUCUCCCUAAGCGCCAGUGGAAGCCCGACCACCAGGCGCCCCACUGCAGCAUCUUCCUCUGCCGCAAGCAGUUCUCCAUCCUCGAGCGCAAACACCAUUGCAGAAAGUGCGGCGAUAUCAUCUGCGGUACCUGUUCAACACGCUCGACACUGCUCCUCGACUCUUCAAACCUUGACUUCGUCUACCCUCCCCGCGACACCCCCAUCUCCGUCUACGCUUCUCCCGCAUCUCCGGUGUCGCAAGAACGCGUCUGCGAUCACUGCUGGGAUCAGAUUCAUGGCGUUGUAACGCCACGCUCACCCCUCUCCCAGAGCGCCUCGCCACAAGCCCUCUUUGAUUCGCCCAGGGACGCCUACUCCCCGGCGUCCUCUGUGUCCUCAUCGAGUGGCAUUCACACUCCGCCCGACAUCCUCUCUCCAACCGCACGUCCUGUUCUGCGCCGUUCUUUCACUGCCUCUACUGCAGGCGCUGGUACUAGCUCGCCUCGCCCCCCGUCAUCGCCCCUCCGGUCGCCUGUGCAGUCAUCGCAGACGUUGUCUGCUAUGGCUAACGUACACGUUGCAGACCACGAGCUUGCAUUGACGGACAAGCCUGUGGAGGAUCUCGGCGAGCUGGAGGCGUAUCCUCUCCGGCGCGCUAGCCAGAUAUGUAAGGCUACGGGCGGCGGGCGCUGGGCCCCGAAGCAGUGUAUCAACCUGAUCGGGGACCACCUGCCCGGCCAGAAGCCGCAGUACCUCAUCGAGCUGGAGCGCGAGGAGGCAGAGCGGAAGCGGCGGAAGGCGAACCCAGUUUACGAGCACGGAGACUUCAAGCUCCGGGCUCCUCAUGAGGUUGGACCGCGGUCGCCCGGUGGUCCCGUCAACUUCUCUACCUACUGAGGUGGUUUAUCCCCUCUGCCCCGCCGUCGUCACCCUCCGUGCACUGUUAUCGUAUAGGCCCGCCUAUCCCCGGCCGGCCUCUCCUACCCGUAUGUUAUAUGUUAAUAUCCUCCUAACCUAUCAGCUCGUCCACUCCUCGUCU
Rhodofomes roseus is the source of this 1528-nucleotide messenger RNA. Its product is annotated as FYVE zinc finger-domain-containing protein. The record is from RefSeq and is a predicted model, not a curated record. Bases 226 to 1386 code for a protein of 386 amino acids. The transcript has 4 exons. NCBI's taxonomy places the organism in Eukaryota, Fungi, Basidiomycota, Agaricomycetes, Polyporales, Fomitopsidaceae. Gene Ontology annotation, molecular function: metal ion binding.